CAUCGAACCCCAGGCUGUAGUGACGCCGCAAACUGCGAUGCAGUGCCUCCCAGCACAUUUGGGUGUGUAAGGGAAUGUAAUGUCGAGCAGUUAGCCAAAAUAGUUUUGAAAUAAGAUAUCAUUGAUAUUAAUGUUCCACUUGGUAGAGAUGAGGCCAAAUGUAAGAUCAGAGCCAUUUUGAUAAUGUGUGUCAGAAGAGAUGGGACUCUGAGCACAAGGGCCGGUGUUUUAUAUGCCCUCUACAGAAAGGUCAGUGGACCAAGGUUCAAAGGUCAGAUUAGGAAGGAAGAGGUGGUGAUUGUGUUUAGGACAUUGUACAUCGAACUCAUCAUUACAUCUGGUUGGCAGCGUGUGAAUGGUUUGUGGGGUAGGCCGUCAUUGUAAAUAAGAAUUUGUUCUUAACUGACUUGCCUAGUUAAAUAAAGUUUAAAUAAAAAAUAUAUAUUUUGAACAAGAUUCCAGCUGGUUGUAAGCUCCUUGUAUUGCCUGCCUUCUCACUCCUGUACACUAGGUGGCGCUAAUGCACCGGGUAGUUUAGUCAUGCAGAAGAAUCAUACCCGGAAGUACGGUGAUGCAGUAACGCAGACAGUCGGCUUAUUUACCUUUCUUCCAAACAGUCUGGCUAGCUAGUUACUGUUAAAAUGGCAACAUAUAAGAUUUCUGCAUGUAUUGCCUUCGUUAAGAUGGCUGGUUAGUUUUCAAAUCGUUUCACGACCAGUAAAUUGUUAAACUGACGUGAGUGACCUCCAGCUGAUGUGAACGCAAAAGAACAACAAUCAAUAACAUGUCGGCAGAAUUCACUCUUCCCGGUUCUGACCGAACAAUAAUGGACGAGGAUGAUGUUAACAACCAGCCCAGCCCGUCCCCAUCCCACAGCCCCCCUGCAUCAGGAGAAGCUGAUCAAGAGGACCAAACAGAACCAACCAAAACCUUUUCUCACGGUUGUCUGGACUGUGGGAAAGAGUUUUCCCGCCCAUGUGACCUGGUGAGACACCAGAGGGUACACACAGGGGAGAAGCCCUACCCCUGUCCUGACUGUGGCAAGAGGUUCGCCCACUCAGGAGGCCUCCGAGAACACGAGAGGAUACACUCCGGAGAGAAGCCUCACUCCUGCUCUGUGUGUGGGAAGAGCUUCACCCAGAAGGGAAGUCUUAGAGUUCACCUACGGACACACACGGGGGAGAGACCUUAUUCUUGCGCCGUCUGUGGCAAGAGUUACACCCAAAAUGAAUUUUUGAAAGUGCACCAGCGAACACACACGGGAGAGAGGCCCUACUCCUGUUCUGUGUGUGGCAAGGGCUUUGCUCAGAUAGGAAACCUGAAGAAACACCAGCGGAUUCACACCGGGGAGAAGCCUUACCAGUGCCUGGAGUGUGGAGCCAGUUUCACCCAGAAGGACAGCCUGAAGAUGCAUCAGAGGUCUCACACGGGAGAGAAACCCUGCGUCUGCCCCGAGUGCGGGAAGGGUUUCCGCGACAACGGGCACCUGAAAGUCCACUUGAGAGUGCAUACAGGGGAGAAGCCGUACUCCUGCCCCGACUGUGGGAGACGGUUCAGCCAGGCAGACGUCCUGAAGAGACACCAGAUGGUGCACACAGGGGAGAAGCCGUACUUCUGCGCCCUGUGUGGGAGGAGGUUCGCCCAGCCUGCCACUCUGAAGUACCACCUCCGGACCCACGCAAGAGAGAACCAGACAGGAGGGCCUCAAUGCUGCCCAGUGUGACAGGAC
Molecule: messenger RNA, 1729 nt
Organism: Oncorhynchus tshawytscha (Chinook salmon)
Lineage: Eukaryota; Metazoa; Chordata; Actinopteri; Salmoniformes; Salmonidae
Product: zinc finger protein 239
Exons: 6
Coding region: 785-1723 (312 amino acids)
Biological process (GO): negative regulation of transcription by RNA polymerase II; regulation of cytokine production; regulation of immune system process
Source: RefSeq, a predicted model, not a curated record